This is a messenger RNA of Poecilia latipinna (sailfin molly), 2109 nucleotides long. Its product is annotated as piggyBac transposable element-derived protein 4-like. Bases 136 to 1974 code for a protein of 612 amino acids. The transcript has 2 exons. NCBI's taxonomy places the organism in Eukaryota, Metazoa, Chordata, Actinopteri, Cyprinodontiformes, Poeciliidae. The record is from RefSeq and is a predicted model, not a curated record.
GAGCAUGUGAGCGGCUCUGAGAGAGAGUUUAGGAGACGGGGCGAGAACGAAGCGUAGUCGGCAUUUUAAAUUAUACUGGAAGUGGUUUGGAUUAGUUAUUAUUUGAGUAAAAGUGCAGUAGAGUGCGUGUGUAAAAUGAGUAGUAGUGGCGUGACUGCAGAGCAAGCGGGAAAGUAUUUCAAUGAGUUUGAAGAAGAGGAAUACGGCGCGCCGGUGGAAGAGAGAGAUUCAGACUCGGACUCAGAAUCAGAGUUUGAUUUUGACGAUUCUGACGAUGAGGUAGAGGAUCCCUCCAUUUUCGUUGACGAAGAGGAGGAGGAGGAGGAGAUGGCCACCAGCUCUGUCCGGAUGACUUCCACACCACAGAAAACACCACGGAGAACGCCACAGAAAACACCACGGAGAGCCAGAUCCAGAUCCCCGCUGUCUGAGGCAGCAACAGAAACACGCCAGGGGCGGUGGAACACCGAGAAGGACGCAGACACGGCCCCCGUUUUAAGCCGUUUUCAGCCUAAGAGGACACCAGGACCACAGAUAGAUGGGCUGGCCCCCUACAGUCCAAAAGAACUUUUUUUGUUGUUCUUUUCAGCUGACACAGUCAAGACCAUCUGUGAUAACACAAACAAAUAUGCUGCAAAAAAUCAAGCUCGUGGGAAGAAAUAUAAAUGGGUUAAAAUAAACACAGAUGAGUUAUAUAAAUUUUUGGGUCUCUUGAUCUACAUGUCCUUGGUGCAACUACCAAGUGUCCAGGACUACUGGAAACAAAAUCACUUUUUGUCUGUGCUAACUCCAGCUAAGGUUAUGUCAAGGGACAGGUUCAGGACCAUUAUGUGGAACAUACACCUAAGUAAUCCUGAGGAGGAUGUCAAAAAUGACGAAAAGAAGGGAACGCCAGGCUACGACAAACUAUUUAGACUCAGGCCUGUUUUUGAUGAGAUCCUCAAUGCCUGCCAGGCUUAUUACCACCCAAAGAGGGAGCUUGCAGUUGAUGAAAGGAUGGUGGCAACAAAGGCAAAAACCAACAUGACCCAGUACAUGAAGAACAAGCCAAACAAAUGGGGGCUAAAGCUAUUUGUGUUGGCCGAGUCAGUCAGUGGCUACACUGUGAGUUUUAGCUUGUACACUGGCAAGAACUCUCAAAGUGAGCAUGGGCUGUCUUAUGAUGCGGUUAUGAGCCUUAUUCAGCCAUCUUAUCUUGGCACUGGCUACCAUAUUUACAUGGACAAUUUUUAUACCAGUCCCACACUGUUAAUGGAUCUAGCCCGCGCAAAGUUUGGAGCUUGUGGCACCUACAGGGAAAGCAGAAAAGAAUGUCCUAAAGAGAGGCCGAAUGCUCUCACUAAGAAAAGUGAGAGAGGAUCGAUUCGAUGGAUCAGAGAGGACCCACUGGUCUUUGUGAAGUGGAUGGACACACGGGAGGUGUCCGUGUGCUCGACCAUCCACCCUGCGUUUUCAGGCGAGACGGUGCAGAGGAGGAUGAAGGAUGAAGAGAAACGCUGGAUUGUGAAAGAGAUUCCAUGUCCCACACCAAUCAUGGCAUACAACAAGUAUAUGGGUGGGGUGGACUUGUCUGAUCAGCUCAUCCAGUACUAUUCUGCACAGCGGAAAACUUAUUGUUGGUACAAGACUGUGUUUAUGCACUUGAUUGACAUUGCCUCAACAAACGCCUACAUCCUGCACCGUCAUUUGAGCACCACCAAAGGGGAACAGCCCAUGUCACACAAAGACUUCAUCGUGGUGAUCGCCAGUCAGCUUUGCGGUGUGGACAUGACAGGUAUGCCAAAGAACAGGGCAACUGAUCACACUCCUGUGCCCAUCAAUGCUGAGCAAAAGGCAAACAAAGUCAGACGGAAGUGCAGACACUGCCUCCAGGUGGACAAGCUCAGGAAAGACACUUCAUGGAAAUGCAAGCGAUGUGAUGUGCCACUGUGCCUUCUCCUUGACAGAAACUGUUUUGAGAAGUGGCACAACUGAUUUGUGUGCAGACUUAUCGUGACGCCCAUUUUGUAAAUAGUUGUAAGAAAAAAAAAUAAAACCCAUGAGACGUUGUGAUGUUGGAGAGAAUUUGUGAUGGAGUCAUUGAGACACAUUUUAUUAAAUGGUUGUUUA